CUCUGCGGUCAUACGUUUUAAUAUCACUGGAUAUAAGGAAUUCGCCCUCAAGCAACCUAAACCAUAUCAUCUAUUCGUAUUGCUAAGUGCCAACCAGGGAGUCGGUGCUCAUACUGAUGAGAAGGAUCCUGUUUUCUUUGGAGUUAUCGAUGCCUAUACCAACAGUGAAAUACAACGAGUACAUGAGCUCAAGGCAGUACCCUUAUUGGUACAUUUUGGUCCCAAGUCAGCAUUGACUAAGAAGAAAAGGUCUGGUGCUGUAAUGAUUAAGUCAGGUGACCAAUUUAGAAUAACCAAAUAUGAUCAUACCCCUGAGGAUUUCUUGGAAUGGAUGAAUCAGAAGACAACUCGAGAUGUGAAAGUCUUCCGUACCUCUCAUGAGAAGUUAUCU
Messenger RNA from Perkinsus marinus ATCC 50983, 391 nucleotides. RefSeq lists its product as hypothetical. The annotation marks the transcript as partial. The record is from RefSeq and is a predicted model, not a curated record. The transcript is spliced from 3 exons. NCBI's taxonomy places the organism in Eukaryota, Perkinsozoa, Perkinsida, Perkinsidae.